Ipomoea nil (Japanese morning glory) is the source of this 1147-nucleotide messenger RNA. RefSeq lists its product as uncharacterized. The record is from RefSeq and is a predicted model, not a curated record. Gene Ontology annotation, cellular component: membrane. The transcript is spliced from 7 exons. Gene Ontology annotation, molecular function: ubiquitin-protein transferase activity; zinc ion binding. Gene Ontology annotation, biological process: protein ubiquitination. Lineage: Eukaryota; Viridiplantae; Streptophyta; Magnoliopsida; Solanales; Convolvulaceae. The coding region runs from base 305 to 913 and encodes 202 amino acids.
CGGUAUGAAUUCAGUCAACUAAAAUUAAUGCAUUAAAUUGAUUUUAUUUAAUUUAGUGAAUUUGUCUUAAUAUUCAAUGGAUGCAUUCAAAUAAAUAUCUAUAUUUCUUCUUCUUUAUUAGUUAGUGUGAAAAAGGUUGUUGAAAAUUAAAGCCAUCCCUCUUUCCCCCCUCCAUCCUGUAUUUAAAGUCCCACUGCACAAUACUCCAAGAAACAGAGAAGGAAGAAGAGAGACAGAAACAUGAUAUAUACAUAAGAUGAGAUCUGCAAAUUUGAAAAGGAAGAAUUGAAGGAGGUAGCAAGCAAUGGGUGAUUUGGUAAUAUAUGUGGGGGAUGAUGAUUGUGAAAUAGUUUGUGGUGCAAUGUGUUUCUGCAGAAUUUGCCAUGAAGCAGAGUUUGAAAGCUCCAAGAUCUUGGAAGCUCCUUGUGGAUGUUCUGGGACUCUCAAACUGGCACACAGAGACUGCAUACAAAGAUGGUGCAAUGAAAAAGGAAACACAAUUUGUGAAAUUUGUUUACAGAAGUUUGAAGAUGGCUACACGGCUCCACCUCCCAAGAUUCUUCACACACCACCUGUCACCAUUUGGGAAAGCUCGGAAAAUCCAAGAAUAGAAGAAAAUCCGAGAGUGGCGGGUGAAGAAGAUGAACGAUGUUCAUUGAAUGUUGUACGUAAAUUUGCCUCUCGUUGUCGCAUAGUUGUCCUCAUUCUGGCAUUUUUGCUCCUAAUGGGGCAUCUCUUUGAGUUGGUCGCCGGUGAAGCAAGACGUUACCCAUUUUCACUUACCACGGUUGUGGUUAUAAAGGCCGUUGGCAUACUGCUGCCAGCAUACCUGCUAAUUCGUAUAAUCACACUUAUCCAGAAUGGUGUAAUUAGGCAGCACCAGCAUUUGGUUAGUGAUCGAAUUACGUACUGAUUUUGGAGACACAAUUGGCUAUCAUAUCGCAAUUAAUUGAUUUUAUUUUUAUUUUGAAGUAAUGUACAAUUAUUUUAUCUGAUUGUAUUAAAAAUUGAAGAUGUAUACAUCAUGUGGUGUAACCAAUUUAAGUCAUUGUGAAAUGAAUUUAUUUGUUACGUUUAUGUGUGUAUAUGUUUGGGAGACAACAAAAUUCUAUUUUUUUCACUAUUAUAUGUUCGCUCUUUGUCAUUA